This is a messenger RNA of Candidula unifasciata, 285 nucleotides long. NCBI's taxonomy places the organism in Eukaryota, Metazoa, Mollusca, Gastropoda, Stylommatophora, Geomitridae. The record is from the annotation of a GenBank genome assembly.
AUGCAAAACGGUUACAUCAAAGGAAUCACUACACAGACCGGAGUUGCUGGCAUUCAAGCCCAGCUGAGUCCGCCAAACCGGUUACCUCGCAUGUCUGAGUACCAGUUGAAGUUGUUAGAAAAGAACUUCCAAAGCAACCGUAACCCUUCAGAUCUCGACAUCACACUCAUCGCAGCGGAAGUAGGUUUGUCAGAAACAGAGGUCAAGCGCUGGUUUGAGCACCGUCUGGCGAGAUGGCGACAGCAGCAAGGAUUGCCAGCAAACAGUGGAUCAGUCAACGAUUGA